AUGGACUCUGCCUCAUAUGAGAAGUCACAAGCUCCUCGUGAGCUCAAGAUCAAAUGGCCUAAGCUUGGUGCAACAAUCACAGUGAAGAUGAACAAUUUGAACCCGUCGCUGGUCAGGCUUCUUGGAACGGUACUUCCAUACUAUUCCCUCCAGACACACGCUGUUGUCGCCGGGGAUCAGCUGUACCACCUAGUUCCGCUGGAGCAGUUGAUUUACACACCUGCCGACUAUAAGGCUCCUGAUCGAGCUAAGGAGCCUGAUGGCUCGGUAUUUCUUUCGUCAUUCCAACAUCUAGUCAUAAAGUAUGGCAACGUUACUGAGCAUCAACCUGUGGCCACAUGUGGGAAAGUUAUCGACGAAGAUCUUAAGACGCUCCACUUUGUUGCAAAUCAAGUCUGGAAACGACAAUGCGAAGCAAAAGAGCCCAUUGAGGUGGUCGUUUGGGACGCCUCAAAGCCGGAACCCGAUUUUAAAGACAUGUCGCUAUCGCCCUCCCGAAGGACUGGGGUAAGCAAAGAAGUAAGAAAUUUUGUGGAGAAAAUCUAUAAAGAGACCGAGACGUCUUGGUCAAGUAUUUCGAAGGAAAUCGAAAAGCUCCAUCAUGGCGAAGCCCCAGAAAAGCCGGGAUCGAAAGAUUCUUAUUUCGGCGCUAUGGUCUUCUCGAACAGCGUGGUUCGGACGCUGGGCUAUCACAUCCUAGACAAUAUUCUCAAAAUCGCUGCUACGCGCCCUGAGUUUACCCUUCCACACCUGAUUAUACUCUUCCGAGAGCUUAUACCGCCAAUAUCCGAGUUCACUGGUCACCUGGGCAUUGAAUUCUUGCGUGAUAGCUACUCGCAGGCUGAUAUACUCAUCAAGGAAAACAUAGAGUGCAACCCCAAUCAUAAGGAAGCUCGCGAAGACUUUCUUGCUAUUGUAAGCGCUUUGGGGUUCUAUGUUAAUCUUCUCAACGCCCAGAAUCUCCAUAUGUUUCCAUGGAAGCAUGCAAGUGAAUAUCAAAUCCGGUAA
Messenger RNA from Aspergillus terreus NIH2624, 1008 nucleotides. RefSeq lists its product as uncharacterized. The record is from RefSeq and is a predicted model, not a curated record. Lineage: Eukaryota; Fungi; Ascomycota; Eurotiomycetes; Eurotiales; Aspergillaceae. The transcript has 3 exons. The coding region runs from base 1 to 1008 and encodes 335 amino acids.